Ascochyta rabiei is the source of this 1188-nucleotide messenger RNA. RefSeq lists its product as uncharacterized. The record is from RefSeq and is a predicted model, not a curated record. Gene Ontology annotation, biological process: D-serine catabolic process. Gene Ontology annotation, molecular function: D-serine ammonia-lyase activity. The transcript has a single exon. The coding region runs from base 1 to 1188 and encodes 395 amino acids. Lineage: Eukaryota; Fungi; Ascomycota; Dothideomycetes; Pleosporales; Didymellaceae.
AUGAACAAUCCAACUCGAGCCUUUCUAGCAGUCAACCCACAACCGCACUCCCGACCUUACCACCCACAACCAACCAAACCAACGAUGCCGUACGCCCCCAAAAUCGGAGACCCAAUCUCCUCCCUCGACACUCCCUCCAUGAUCGUCGACCUGACCCAGAUGGAAUCCAACAUCACUGCGCUCAUGACCCAGCUGCUCCCCACAGGCGUCUCCAUCCGGCCGCACAGCAAAACGACAAAAAGCGCCGUGCUGGCGCAGAAGCUCAUCGCGGCGGGCGCAAAGGGGGCGUGCGUGGCCAAGCUCAGCGAAGCAGAGGUCAUGUGCGCAAGGGGUGUGAGCGACCUGCUCAUCACGUGCGAGAUCGUGGGACCGGCCAAGGUCGCGCGGCUGGUCGAGUUGUUCCGAGAGCAUCGGGGGAUUAGGAUCGUGGUGGAUAGCGAGGAGGGCGCUAGGGCUGUCGAGGCGGGGAUUGCCGCCGCGCGCAUCGAGGAUCGCAUUCUCACGCUUGUCGAUCUCGAUGUGGGAUUGCAUCGGACCGGGGUCCAGCCUGGUGAGCCUGCGUUGCGGCUUGCGGGUGUGGUGGCCGAGUUGCCGCAUCUUAGGUUGAUUGGGGUGCAGGGCUACGAGGGGCAUUUGCAACAUGUGCAUGGUGUGGAGGAGCGGAAGAGGUUGUGUUUGGAGAGCAUGAGGAUCUUGGUGGAUACGGCCGAGGCGUUUAGGAAGCAGGGCCAUCAGAUUGAUGUUGUCACGACUGGCGGCACGGGCACGGCGGAGUUCUGUGUCACAGUCCCCGGCGUUACGGAGGUACAGCCGGGGAGCUUCUUGUUCAUGGAUACGGAUUAUAGGAAUGCGGUGGGGACGAAGUACUCGAACAGCUUGACGAUCCUCGCUACCGUCAUCAGCAAACAGGGUCCGAAGAGCAUCACCAUCGACGCAGGGUUGAAAUCGCUCACGACGGACAGCGGACUGGCCGAGUGCAAGACACUGGGGUACACAUACGGCGUGUUGGGCGAUGAGCACGGGUCGUUAUCGUGGACGGAUGGAGCGGAUUUGAAGAUUGGGGAUCGUGUCGAGAUGGUACCGAGUCACAUUGAUCCUACGAUCAAUUUGCACGACUUCUACUACGCACAUCGGAACGGUGUCAUUGAAGAGAUCUGGCCAGUUGACGCAAGAGGGAAGGUUCAGUAG